AUGGCGACUGCAACGGACGGUGCGGAAGCCCCUCUGUGUGUGUUCAUCAGCCACGACCCCUUGAGUCUGGAUUUGCUGAUGAAGAAGGUGUCUGACACCGGUUGCGGGGCCAUUACCACGUUCUCAGGCACCACGAGGGACAACUUCGAUGGCAAAGAGGUCGUCCGUCUCGAAUACGAAGCUUACGAGCCCAUGGCACUGAAGGAAUUGGAGAAGAUCUGCCGCGAUGUUCUCGGCGGUGCCUGUGGGAAGGGAGUGAGGAAGGUGGCAUGCGCUCACCGUCUAGGUGUGGUGCCCCUCGGCGAGGCCUCUGUGCUCAUCGCCGUGGCUUCGGAACAUCGUGCCGAGGGCUUCGAUGCCUGCCGGUACAUCAUCGACACGCUGAAGGCGAAAGUUCCGAUCUGGAAGAAGGAGAUUUAUGCAGACGGGUCGACCUGGAAGGCAAACAAAGAGUGGGAUCCCAGCCACAGCUAG
Messenger RNA from Symbiodinium sp. CCMP2456, 474 nucleotides. The record is from the annotation of a GenBank genome assembly. Lineage: Eukaryota; Dinophyceae; Suessiales; Symbiodiniaceae.